Micropterus dolomieu (smallmouth bass) is the source of this 879-nucleotide messenger RNA. RefSeq lists its product as uncharacterized. Gene Ontology annotation, biological process: response to bacterium. The transcript is spliced from 6 exons. NCBI's taxonomy places the organism in Eukaryota, Metazoa, Chordata, Actinopteri, Centrarchiformes, Centrarchidae. The record is from RefSeq and is a predicted model, not a curated record. Bases 1 to 687 code for a protein of 228 amino acids.
AUGAUGAACUUUACCUUGAUGACAGCUUUCAUUCUCUGCAGCCUCAGCUGGAUCUCUGUCUCAGUUUCUGAGUCUCAGACUGUGGAGGUCCAGUCUGGUGAGGAAGUCACACUGCUGUGCUCCAACAUUUCCAGAGACCCAACUACAACAGAGUGGUUCAAACUGAUCAACAGAACCAAGCCCAGCUGUAUCUCCUCCAUGUACCAGUCUUCAUUCUGUCAUGGAUUUAAAAAUGGAAGAUUUGAAAUGAGCUCCAACAUUUCUACUGUCUUUCUUAAAAUCAAAAAAGUGGAUUUAUCUGACUCUGGACUGUAUUUCUGUGGAUUUUACGUGAAUAAACAUACAGUCAUUGCCAGUACAACUCUUUUAAGUGUUAACGGUAAUGGUGAAUCUGGUGAAGAAGUGGCUUUUAAGAAUGAAAGUAAGCCUGAUGGAAUUACAAACCUAAUGAGUGUGAUCCUGGCUGGUCUGGCUGUUUUCCUCACUAUGGUCGUCAUUGUUCUGGCUGUUAAAAUCAGGAAACUUACAGCUGUGAAUGAAGAACCGCAGCCAGAAGGAAACAAGAAUCUGGACUCAGAUGACCUGAACUACGCAGCUCUAAGCUUCCAGCCAAAAGCAAAAAGAAACCGCAGGCCUGCAUCUGAGAGAGAAGUGGAGACAAAUGUCGUGUAUGCUGCCACCAGAUAGACUCAGAAAGCAACUGGAACUGCAGCUCAGAGUGGAACUGAUGCUUUUUCAAAAUAAAUUGCUGUUGUGUUUUGAGGAAACCAAGCGCAUGUGUGACGGACGAGGAGUCAGAAAGGACACUGAUGGCUGUCACUUGCAGAAAGACUGAGAUGGUCUGAGGAGGAAGGAGUGAGGGAAGUACACAUCACUUGU